Messenger RNA from Suillus bovinus, 792 nucleotides. RefSeq lists its product as uncharacterized. NCBI's taxonomy places the organism in Eukaryota, Fungi, Basidiomycota, Agaricomycetes, Boletales, Suillaceae. The transcript has 2 exons. The record is from RefSeq and is a predicted model, not a curated record. The coding region runs from base 1 to 792 and encodes 263 amino acids.
AUGCGUCUACUAGUAUUUCUCUGCAUCUUCCUCUACGUUGUUGGAGUAAUCCAAGCCGCACCUACAACAAAUACAACAAAUACUACUACUAGCGACAUUGUGAAAACCCCACCAUUCACGACCAGAACCCUAUGGACCAUCAUAUCCAGCUCCGUUCUCACUCUUUUUGCAUGCAUAUACAGCGCCAUCCACCCCAAUAUCCCAAGUCCCAAGGACAGCGGUCCCUUUCGUAUCCUACGGCGACAACUUGGCUUGAUGACAAUGGCGCUAAUCGCUCCUGAACUGAUCGUCACAUGGGCUAUGCGCCAGUGGUUCAGCGCUCAUCAAGUUACAAGACAGUUCAAAGAAUCGGGCUCAUGUGCAUCCGUAGAUUAUAUGUGGACUCAGACGCAUAGUUGCUUUGUGUUGAUGGGUGGUUUCGUGCUUUAUGUGGACGGGAAACCCUACCUUACACUACGUCCUGAUUACAUUCUCAAACUGAUUCAUGAAGGGUGUAUCAACGUCCCUACCCUAACGGCAAACCAGAUCCACGACAAGAGCAAAGGCAAUGCCAUAUCAAAAGGAUUGGUUAUGCUUCAGGUGGCUUGGUUUGUGAUGCAACUCAUCACUCGCGCCAUCUAUCGUCUCGAAACCACCCAACUGGAAGUGGGGACACUCGCUUUUGCGGUUCUCAAUUUCUUAACUUACGCUGUGUGGUGGAACAAGCCUCUCAAUGUGAAAUGUCCACAUCCAGUGUACUGGACGUCGACCGAGUCAAGGCCAGAGGAUCACAUUGAGUAUGUAUGCGCCUGA